AUGGCCUCUACACCUAAGUUCUGCAAGUGUUUGUUUGAGCUAAAUCGCAAUUUUGGAUUGCCUCAAGCUUUCAUGGAAAAGUACAACGAAAUCUUGCCGGAAGAAGUCGAGCUAAGAAUCAGCGGUGGCGCUACAUGGAAGGUAUGGGUGGAGAAACUCGAAGAAGGCGGCGGUUACUUGUUCACGAGAGGAUGGGCCAAAUUCUGUCGAGACAUGGGGCUUCAAAUCUCCGACACGCUUGUCUUUUCCUACUCGGGAAACUCUGCAUUCGACGUGUCCGUGUUUUUGUCCACGGGCUUGGAGAAGGAGUUGGACAUUGGCGCGAGCGCGACAAAGGGCGGCGAGCAGACCGAUUCCGGAGCUACGGGGAAUCCACGCUUCCCAUUUGUGUUGAAACCAAGUAACUAUAGUAAAAUGCGUCUUCCAACGGAUUUUGUGAAGGCGCAUGGUUUGAGUGGGGGAAUGAAACUAUGGUUGGAGUACUAUCCCGGCGGCGGGAAGUAUGAGGAAGCCCGGUUGGUCUUGGCGAAGGAGCGGCCUCCACGGGUUAUGGUCAAUGGAGGCUGGGUUUCAUUCUGCAAAACCAACAACCUUACUCCCGGCAAAACUUAA
Messenger RNA from Salvia miltiorrhiza (redroot sage), 612 nucleotides. RefSeq names its product putative B3 domain-containing protein REM15. Gene Ontology annotation, molecular function: DNA binding. The record is from RefSeq and is a predicted model, not a curated record. The coding region runs from base 1 to 612 and encodes 203 amino acids. The transcript has 3 exons. NCBI's taxonomy places the organism in Eukaryota, Viridiplantae, Streptophyta, Magnoliopsida, Lamiales, Lamiaceae.